Molecule: messenger RNA, 408 nt
Organism: Tetrahymena thermophila SB210
Lineage: Eukaryota; Ciliophora; Oligohymenophorea; Hymenostomatida; Tetrahymenidae
Exons: 1
Source: RefSeq, a predicted model, not a curated record
AUGCAACUUAAUUUGAGUGAUAUUUUGUUGAACUUAUUCAUCUAUUUCUAUCCCAUAAAAUAUAUAAAUGAUAGAUACUCCUUACUGCACUUAUUUGUUCAAUUUAUGUUUGUGAUCAAUAUUAAAUUUUGCAGAUAAUAAAUACUUUUUAAAAUCAUAUUUUUACGAUUAGAAUUACAUAAAAAUUAUUCAUUAUAAAAAUUUAAUAUCAAUUCAUUCAAUGCUGUUAUAUUUAAAAUACGAAAAAAUAUUUAAUCUAUUUAUAAAACAAAUUAUUUAUUAAAUUAUGAAUCAAUAAAAUCAGAUUCCGAUAAAAGCUAAUUAAUUCUCAACAAUAAAUCUAUGAAAUUUUAUUCCAACAAAUGUUAAUUAAAUUUCAACUAUAAAUAAAUUAAAUUUCAUUAAUGA